UAAACAUCAAACCGAGACUCUCCCUCCCUAAGCCAAUUCCCCCAAUACCAACUACACACCCAAUUCCCACCCUCACCUCCAAGCGGCGCCCUCACCGCGCAAACCCCCACAUCAAAGCCAGGAAGCAGAAGUCUUAGCAUGAGCCGUCAUGCGAUGGCCGCCAUGGACUUCCAACGCGCAAGCCACCAACAAUGACCACCCCACCACCACAGACAACAAUAACGACCCCAAGAACCUCCUCGACUGGAGCGCCUACACCGAACUCCGCACCCUCAUCCCAACACUAGUCCUCACAACCGGCAUCCUCGGCGCUGUCACCCUGCACCGGAACUACCUCCGUCGAUUCCCCACAGCCGUCAACAUCACGCCCGCAUAUUACCGUCGGCGGAGUCUCCUAGGGAAAGUAACCAGCGUGGGCGAUGGCGACAACUUCCGCAUCUAUCAUACACCCGGUGGUAGACUCGCAGGUUGGGGUUGGGUACCCUGGAAGAAGGUUCCCACGACGCGGAAGGAAUUGAGGGAUCAGACUAUCCACGUCCGCCUAGCCGGCGUCGACGCCCCCGAACAAGCGCAUUUCGGACGCCCCGCGCAACCCUUCGGUAAAGAAGCCCACGAGUGGUUAACGGGGUAUUUAACUGGCCGGCGUGUGCGGAUCUACGUGCACCGACAGGACCAGUAUCAGCGGGUAGUGGCAACGGUGUUUGUACGACGGGCGCUGGAUUUCCCGAUUCCGUUUCGGAGGCGCGAUGUCGGGUAUGAGAUGUUGAGGAAGGGGUUGGCGACGGUGUAUGAGGCGAAGGUUGGGGCGGAGUUUGGGGGUGAGGUAAUGGAGAAGAAGUAUCGGAGUGCGGAAUGGUGGGCGAAGGCGAGGGGGUUGGGGCUGUGGAAGGGGUUUAAGAAGGAUAGGGAUGCGUGGGAGAGUCCGAGGGAGUUUAAGACUAGGACGGGGAUGGAGGAUGGUGGGGAGGGGAAGAAGUAGGCCCGGUGGGGUUUUUACUUGCUCUUUGUUGAUGCUGGUGCUUUCGAUUCGCAAUGGGGGCGUUUGUGAUAUGGAAUGUGGUUGCAUGAUGCUUAAGUUUUGAUGAUGAUACGGCUGAUACUGAUAGAUAUCCAUGUCGUUAUGUGUCUCUCUGCAUUGCGCAGCUGAUCUUUUGGUUGUAUAUUUGGGAUAAUAUAGAUGAAUAUCUGGUCAUCCAU
Molecule: messenger RNA, 1197 nt
Organism: Aspergillus eucalypticola CBS 122712
Lineage: Eukaryota; Fungi; Ascomycota; Eurotiomycetes; Eurotiales; Aspergillaceae
Product: thermonuclease family protein
Exons: 2
Coding region: 149-979 (276 amino acids)
Cellular component (GO): cytoplasm; mitochondrion
Source: RefSeq, a predicted model, not a curated record